AUGGCCACGAUCGCCGACGAACUGCUUCAGGAUUUCGAAGACUUCGAUGAAGAAGAGGUUGCCGAUGAUGACGCGCCUGAAGAGAAUGCGCACGCGGGCCGCAAAUCCACCCUCGGUGACAUGAGCGAUGUUGAGGAAGACGACGAAGAUGAGGAAAUGAUAGAUGCUGCGGAUGGCGCAAAGGCCCUCGGUGAUGACGCCGAAGAAGCCAAGGCCAAGGUCGAAAAGAUGAAGCUCGGCGUUGUCAAGGAUGUCCGAAGUGUGGCAACGUUGAUGGAUACUCUAAUUCCCGUCCUUGAGAAAAUCGAAAGGUGCAGAUCUCAGGGACAGACAAAUGUUGUCGGAAAUGUCGAGGAUCAUCCCGAAUACCAGCUUCUGACCCAAUCCAAUGGCCUCUCUACUCACAUCGACAGCGAAAUCGUUCUGGUGCACAAAUUCAUCCGAGACCAUUACUCUGCGAGAUUCCCCGAGCUAGAAACUCUCAUCAGUAACCCUCUCGAGUAUGCAAAAGUCGUCGCCAUCCUGGGAAACGGACCCAUGGAUGCCGAUGGCAUCAAGAAGCUACAAAACUCCACCGACAACCCACUCAAGACCUCCCUACGGUCCGUCUUAGAUGGCCCGUCGCUCAUGAUUGUCACUGUUGAAGCGACCACGACCAAGGGUCAUGAGAUGAGCGAGGACGAAUUAGGCCGCGUGCUGCGCGCCUGCGAGAUGAUUGUGUCUCUUGACAAGGCCAAAGCCACACUCACAGAAUAUGUGCAGUCGCGGAUGAACAUCUUCGCCCCCAAUCUCACUGCCUUAAUCGGCUCUCUGACAGCCGCCCAACUCCUCAACGCCGCUGGCGGUUUAACGGGUCUCUCUAAGACGCCUGCCUGCAAUAUCGCCGCCUGGGGUUCCAAAAGGCAGGCCACCCCUGGUCUAGCCACCAACGUCGGUAUCCGGCAACAGGGCUUCAUUUACCACUCACCCAUGAUUCGGGGCAUACCAAAUGAUCUUAAGAGGCAGGCCAUGCGCAUCGUUUCGGCCAAACUCGUCAUGGCGGCGCGUCGCGCUCUUCCCGCGCCGGACGACAAGCCUUCCAAGAAGCGAGGAGGCAGGCGAGCGCGCAAGGCCAAGGAGGCCACCGCCAUGACGGACCUGCGCAAAGCACAGAAUAGAAUGGCGUUUGGGAAAGAAGAGGCUGAAGUGGGCUACGGCACGGGCGAUGGAACGGCAGGUCUCGGCAUGAUCGGACAGGCCAACGACGGCCGAAUCCGCGCGCUCCAAAUUGACCAACGUACAAGGGCCAAGCUCAGCGCUAAGCACAAGGGAUGGGGCGGCGCCACGCCCCUCAACGGCCUCUCUUCGUCCUUACGCGGAUUCAACCAAGCCAGCUCCAACAUUGACCUGAGGGGCAAGGGCCUGCGCGCAUCAGGCGUUGGGAGCACUAUCGGCGGCGGCGGCACUGCCGGAACCGCUUCAUCCCUGACAUUUACUCCGGUCCAGGGCCUUGAGUUGGUGGACCCCAAGGUGCGCGAAGAGCUUAGCAGGAAGCGGAAAGCGGACGAAGACCGCUGGUUCAAGGGCGGUACCUUUACGCAAGUCGGCCAGGCCUCUUCCAACGGAGGGUUCAAGAUCCCCUCCCUACCUCCUCCCGCCAAGAAGGUGGAUACGGGCGCGGGCAAAAUGCUGCCACCUCCCAUCCCCUAA
Messenger RNA from Parascedosporium putredinis, 1689 nucleotides. NCBI's taxonomy places the organism in Eukaryota, Fungi, Ascomycota, Sordariomycetes, Microascales, Microascaceae. The record is from the annotation of a GenBank genome assembly.